Messenger RNA from Lepus europaeus (European hare), 885 nucleotides. It is a transcript of the gene BST2, whose product is annotated as bone marrow stromal cell antigen 2. The transcript has 5 exons. The record is from RefSeq and is a predicted model, not a curated record. Bases 49 to 657 code for a protein of 202 amino acids. Lineage: Eukaryota; Metazoa; Chordata; Mammalia; Lagomorpha; Leporidae. Gene Ontology annotation, cellular component: cell surface; Golgi apparatus. Gene Ontology annotation, biological process: defense response to virus; innate immune response. Gene Ontology annotation, molecular function: metalloendopeptidase inhibitor activity.
UUAACUCCCGUCCAAAGCCCCGCCACCCAGAGGGAGAGGGCGCUCCGCAUGGCACCCACGUUUUACCACUACCUGCCAGUGCCUAUGGACCUGAAGGUACAGCAAGACCCGGAGCGCUGCCGCUGGUGGCUCCCGGCCCUGGUGCUGGCGCUGCUGGCGGCGGUGGUGGCUCUCUCGGCCGCUCUGGGCAUCUUCGUCCACAAAGCCCACAGCCCUGCCUGUCUGGAGGGGCUCCGGGCAGAGCAGGAGUGUCACAGCGCCACCAGUGUCCUGCAGCGCCAGCUGAGCCGGGCCCAGGAGGGCAUGAGGCAGACUGAGACCCAGGCCGCCAGGUGCAACCACACGGUGGCGAACCUGACGGCCUUGUUGGAGGCGGCCAAGGCUAAGGACCUGCAGAAGCAGGUGGAGGUGAAGGAGCUGCAAGGCGAGAUCCUGCAACUGAACGUGAAGCUGCAGGACUCCUGGGCGCAGGUGGAGCGCCUGAGGAAGGAGAACAGCGCCCUGAGGGACCAGCACAGCGGGGCCCAAGCCGGGGCCGCCUCCAGCCGCGGGGCGGCCGCCCCUCUCCUCUUGGGCCUGGGCCUGGCCGCCGCGCUGCUCGGAGCUCCGGGGGGCAGCUGCUGGCAGGUGCACCUGGCCGGUACCAGCGGCUGCUGACGCAUUGGGAGGGGACCGCGGGGGCGGCACGACUGCGAGGGGGGCGGGGAGCGGGGAUAGGAACAGUGCGGGUGGGGGAACUCCGUGCUGCCUCCCCCACCCCACCCGCCACACUGGUGGGGCCCUCUCCUCCCCACUGCACCUACUUUUUGCUGUAACGGUUUCUGUCGCUUUGUCCUUGAGUCUUUGAGCUCUAAAAUAAUAAAGGUUUUACUCAAGUUCCUGGAA